Messenger RNA from Eutrema salsugineum, 3067 nucleotides. Its product is annotated as calmodulin-binding transcription activator 6. NCBI's taxonomy places the organism in Eukaryota, Viridiplantae, Streptophyta, Magnoliopsida, Brassicales, Brassicaceae. The record is from RefSeq and is a predicted model, not a curated record. Gene Ontology annotation, biological process: regulation of transcription by RNA polymerase II. Gene Ontology annotation, cellular component: nucleus. Gene Ontology annotation, molecular function: protein binding; transcription coregulator activity; double-stranded DNA binding. The transcript has 12 exons. The coding region runs from base 192 to 2777 and encodes 861 amino acids.
GUUUUUUUUUUUUUAAACUCGCAUAAUAAUUCCGGGGACCAGCGAAGCUCUCUGGUGUUCUCAAUUUCUUCGGUCUCUCCCGACGAAAUCUAUGCCCAGAUAAUAAAAAAAUCUCUACUUUUUGACUUGUACUUCACUCUCUUAGGCUUCUUCGUCGGUAUUUGCUUUCUCUGUUCCGGUUAAAAGUGAGUAUGGACGGUGACGGCUCCGGCCGACUUAUCGGCUCCGAGAUUCAUGGUUUCCAUACCUUGCAAGAUCUUGAUGUCCAGACAAUGUUGGAGGAAGUAAAAAGAAGGUGGCUCCGGCCAAACGAGAUCCACGCAGUCCUCUCUAACCCUAAAUACUUCACCAUCAAUGUCAAGCCAGUGAAUUUACCGAAUAGUGGCAGAAUUAUAUUGUUUGAUCGUAAGAUGUUGAGGAACUUUAGAAAGGAUGGUCAUAAUUGGAAAAAGAAAAAAGAUGGAAGGACUGUUAAAGAAGCUCACGAACACCUGAAAGUUGGUAACGAGGAACGGAUUCAUGUAUACUAUGCGCACGGUGAAGAUAACACUACCUUUGUUCGAAGGUGUUAUUGGUUACUAGAUAAGGCUCGAGAGAACAUCGUCCUUGUACAUUACCGUGACACGCAGGAGGCAGCUACGACAUCAGGGGACUCAAACUCUCCAAUCUCUAUCACUGAUCAUUCAUCCCCAAAUCUUGUGGCAGCUGAAGAUAUUGAUUUUAGCGUUGAUAACGCACGUUAUCUAGUAAGCAACAACAGUCCAGUUGUUAGAAAUCAUGAGAUCAGGCUUCAUGAUAUUAAUACGCUUGAUUGGGAUGAGCUGCUAGUACAAACUGAUGUUAACAACCAACCUGCACCAAUCUUAGAUGAUUUGUCGUACUUCACAGAACAGCUCCAAAGUGCUGCAAAUGGCUCUGCAGAGCAUGUGAAUGUGACAGUGGCUGAUGAAUCUCUUGAUGCUUUGCUUAACAAUGGUCCACAAAGCCGAGAGAGUUUUGGAAGGUGGAUGAAUUCCUUCGUCGGCGACUCUAAUGGUUCGCUGGAGGAUCCUUCCUUUGAAGCCAUGGUUACACUUGAGCAGGGUCCAUUAGCUCCCCAAGCUGCAUUUCAUCCUCACUCCAACAUACCUGAGCAGGUUUUCAAGAUAACCGAGGUUGCACCUGCUUGGGCCUAUUCGUCAGAGAAAACAAAGGUUUUGGUAACUGGGUUCUUACACGACAGUUAUCAACACCUCGGAAGUUCAAACCUUUUCUGCGUUUGUGGCGACUCCUGUGUCCCUGCGGAAUAUGUCCAGGCAGGAGUCUACCGUUGCUUUAUACCUCCGCACUCGCCUGGGAUGGCGAACCUCUAUCUUAGUGCAGACGGACACAAGCCAAUCAGCCAGUGUUUCACCUUCGAACACCGUUCAGUUCCACUUCCUGGUAAGACCGUCCCUGAAGACGAUCAAGAAUCCAAAUGGGAAGAAUUUGAGCUCCAAGUCAGGCUUGCUCAUCUCCUGUUUACGUCUUCCAACAAACUCAACGUUCUCUCGAGCAAAAUCUCACCUGCAAACCUUGUUGAUGCUAAAAAACUCGCCAGCAAAACUUCUCACCUCUUAAACAGCUGGGCUUAUCUAAUCAAGUCUAUUCAGGGGAAUAAGGUGUCUCUUGGUCAAGCGAAAGAUCAUAUCUUUGAGCUUACUCUAAAGAACAGGAUUAAGGAAUGGCUUAUGGAGAAAGUGCUCGAAGGUUGCAACACACUCGAUUAUGACUCUAAAGGCCUCGGUGUGAUCCACCUCUGUGCCAUUCUUGGAUAUACUUGGUCGGUCCAGCUGUUCUCCUUGUCAGGUUUAUCGUUAGAUUUCCGUGAUAAGCAAGGAUGGACUGCUCUUCAUUGGGCAGCAUACUACGGAAGAGAGAAAAUGGUGGCUGCUCUUCUCACUGCUGGGGCGAAACCGAACUUAGUGACAGACUCGAGAAAGGAUAAUCUUGGCGGAUGCACGGCGGCUGAUCUGGCACAGCAAAACGGAUUCGAUGGUUUAGCUGCUUAUCUUGCUGAGAAAGGUUUGGUAGCUCAGUUUAUAGACAUGAAAAUUGCUGGAAACAUUAGUGGGAACCUUGAGGCUUUCAAGGGGGAGAUGUCAAACCGAAGCGCUCUCUCAGAUGAUGACCAGAAUCUUAAGGACGCUUUGGCGGCAUACAGAACAGCCGCGGAAGCAGCGGCUCGGAUUCAGGGAGCGUUUAGGGAAAAGGCGUUGAAGGCGGCACGGUCAAGCGUGAUCCAGUUUGCCAACAGGGAAGAAGAGGCUAAAGGCAUACUUGCGGCAAUGAAGAUUCAGAAUGCAUUCCGCAAAUACGAUACGCGUAGGAAGAUAGAAGCUGCUUACCGGAUUCAGUGCAGGUUCCAAACUUGGAAAAUGCGAAGAGAGUUCCUGAAUAUGCGGCGUCAAGCAAUUAGGAUCCAGGCUGCUUUCAGGGGAUUACAAGCAAGGAGGCAGUACAAGAAGAUUGUAUGGUCGGUAGGAGUGUUGGAGAAGGCAAUUAUCAGGUGGAGACAAAAGAGAAAAGGGUUUAGAGGACUCCAAGUGAGCCAAGCUGAAGCAGAGGAGGGUCUUCAAGGUGAAGAAGAGGAAGAUUUCUACAAGACGAGCCAGAGACAAGCAGAGGAGAGGCUCGAGAGAUCUGUAGUUCGGGUCCAAGCCAUGUUCAGGUCUAAGAAGGCUCAACAGGAUUACAGGAGGAUGAAACUCACUCAUGAAGAAACUCAGUUGGAGUACGAGUGCCUGCAAGAUAUCUGAUCAAAAAUGGCUAUGGAGAGGUAAAUCCAAGAGAAAUAUGUGUGGAAUAUGGAUGGUGUUGAUCUGUAAAUUAUGUCAAUGGAAAAAGGGUACUUUCGACGUUUUCUGAUACUGGUUUAUGAGAAAUGAGAGACAGAACGAGACAACAAACAUAAAUAGUCUACUGUAGACUUGUACAUUUUGUAGAGUACAAUUGUUGAUUGUAUUUGUAUAAUAAUUCCUAAAUGGGAAGCCAUGUCAUGUCUGCAUCUGAUAAACAUAUUAGCCAGAAAGGUGAUUCUUACUAGUAA